GGGUCAUUGCUCGAGCUUUCUGCUCCCUCGGUCUUCGUCGUCUGCUGCUUCCUCCGUCUUCGGUUCAGUGAUACAGAGCUCCAUCUCCCUCUUCACCGCCUCACUCUUCAAGGGUGCAGGGUUUCGCCGUGUACUCCUUCAGGAAAAUCAUCUGACGAGCAAGGCUUUCAACUGAGCUCUUGCAGCGGCAACUCUAUAUUCUGCUCUCCUCGCCACGCCAGCUAAACAUUAACCGUUCGAGUGCACCGGAGGCUGUGUUUGACUCUUCCUUGGGUGAUGAAGGCAUUGUUCCAGCCAUCUGAUAUAUGCAUACAAUCUGGGCUUAUUCUGCAUGGUAGCUUGAGUGUCGUGGUGGUGGAGUUAAGGUGUGAUGGCCAGAUAAUAGUCUUCGUUUUCAUGUUCCCCCUGGUGGUAUCAGCUAAGUAAGUUGUGCUGGGGGUCUGAAUCCUUCAAACCCACAUCAGGAGCGCGUAACCCACUUGGCGAUGCUUUACGUUUCCGACAGCGCCAAGAUUUGCUGUUCUGAGUGUUUACACGGCAUUGGUCCUAUGACACUGCACACAUCUGUGGCUGAUUAGUAAGUGUACGUACGCAGCUGUGCCCACUCUCAAACUCUUUAAAUGUGCUCUCUCUCUUCACUGUCAUGACCGCGCUUCGGGGCUGCUGCAUAUCAGAGAGAUUGAAGGCCGUGGCCAACCUCUUUCCAACAAGUUCUACACUUUUUCCCCGUGAAAAGCUUCAGCCUGCGCGGUAAGCUGGGACAGUGCGCUGUCCCUCGUGAUCACACUUUUCUGUCAAGCUUCAAUCUAUCGACUUUUACCUGUGGAUACUUCGCUCCUACCCACAUGCACCUGUGCAGUGAGGUCCAGGUCGCGGAAGUACAACGCUAAGCCGUCGAGUCUGUCGGUUCACAUUACUAUUUGAGGUGUCUUUGAUUGUGUAAUUAAAGGAUUAGACUUGAAUAUUUACAAGUGAUCUACUAUGCCCAAUUGUGUAUUUGGUUGUAUGCAAGGACUUGCAUCUUCAUCAAGAAAAGAAGCCAUGAACAUUCAAAGUAUUUAUUUGCAAUGUGAAAUCUUGACGAAAAGAAUGGAGGAUUUAUUGAAGAUAAAAUACAUGUUGAAUAGAAAUCAAUGUACUAAUUUGUACAUGCAACUUGUCCAAGUUAUGAAAGUAUUUGAAAAGGCAUUUGAAAAGGCAUUUGAAAAGGUAUCAACAAUACCUUAUGAUGACAACAUUGGAAAGAUGUGGCUUAUAUUUGUUGAGUUGCAUGUUGUGGUGGGCAAAAGCUUCUUAUUGUUAGAAAAUUGUGGAGAGAAAAUGGUGUGAAGCAACUAUCUUUCAAAUGAAGAACAAAGAAAGUUUUAGAGAAAUCCUUUUAGAUUUGGUCCUUUGUUGUAAUGUGGCAAGUAAAGUCUUAACAAUGCACUAUUCAAAAGAAUUUGAAGACAUUGCACGUAUUAUGUGUAAUGUUAUUACAUUUGAUAAAGGUGAAGAAGAUGAUGCGAGUCUCUACAAGAGGUUGGUUGAUGGAAGCCAAGAUGAUUGUUUUGAAGAAUGUGGAUUAACUAAAUAUUUGUUGCAAAGAUGGAAAGACUUGGGUCGCAUUGAAGGUGGAGAUUUGAAUGCUUUGGAGCUUUCAAAUAAUAUUGAAAGCUUAAAAAUUGGUGAUUGCAUAGGUGAAGGUGCAAAUGGAGUUGUUUAUAGAUCGAGGUGGUUUGGAAUAUUGAGUACCACAAAGAAAAUAGUUGGUAUCUUCAAAGAAGAUGUUCCUAUUGAAGUGGGAAUUUUAGCAGCUCUAAGCCAUCCCAACCUUGUGAAGUAUUUUUUUGCUGCAAAAGUGGAUACUAACAAAUUUGGUGAGAGGUGCUCUAUGGAGGGGAGAAAUGAAACUUUGUAUUUAGUGACAGAAUUGAUGGACAUGAGUUUGGUUGAUAUGUUGAAAAAAAAAAAAUCAAUGGCAUUUGGUUUUCUCAUUGAUAUUAUGUAUCAAGUUGCAAAAAGAAUGUGUUAUUUGCAUGACAUGCAAAUUGCACAUCGGGAUCUCAAGCCAGAUAACAUACUUGUGAAUUUUAAAAUAGAGGAAGUCAAGAACAAUGGUGAAGAAUGGACAUUUGUCAAAAUAAGUGAUUUUGGGACCUCUAAAAGCAAUGUUGGAAGGACUCCAAAAAGUAAAAGUUGUGACUUUAUUUAUGGCACACCAAGGUUUGUUUGCAAGAAGAACAACUACUAAGUAGACUAGAAUACUCAAACAAGUUGUUAGAGCUAUGCAAAAAUGGUGUAAAAGCAAUAUGUCUUGUUGGCAUGGGUGGAAUAGGCAAGACAACAAUGGCAAAGUGUAUGUAUAAUGAGGUGAAGGAUAUGUAUGAUGCCUCAUGCUUUGUUGAAAACAUGCAACAUAGUGGUAAUAGCUACACCAUUUGUUGCUACAUUUUAAAAGAACUCAAGGUUAAUCAAAUACCAAAGACUUUAGAAGAUGCUCAAGUAUUAUUGAUAUCACACUUAACGUCAAAGAAUACCAUCUUGGUGUUUGAUGAUGUGAAGGAACAAAGGGUAAUUAGAGACAUUGUUCCUAUAGAUGAGUUUUGUGCAAGGAAUGGAAACACUUUGAUUGUAACUACACGAAGUUGGAAUAGCAUGAAGGAUUGUUCCAUAAAGACUCAUAGAAUGGAUAUUGAAGAACUUGAAGAAGGUUCAAGUUUAGAGUUGUUUAUUAGUUAUUCUCAUAGAAAGCAAGUUGAAUUGCCUAGAGAAUUUGAUGAUGUGGGUAAAAAGAUUGUGAAAGCUUGCAAUGGCUUACCUUUGAGUUUGAAAGUUAUGGGAGCAUUUUUGAGAGGACAAAAGAGAGUACUAUGUUGGGAGCAAGCUUUUCAAAGGUUAAAAAGAGCAAGAAAUGUGAAAAGAGAUGAAGAAAAUAGUGACUAUAAGAUUUGGACAAUAUUGAGAGUAAGCUUUGACCAAUUAAAAGUUGAAGAAAAAGACAUGUUUUUGGACAUUUGUUGUUUUUUUACUAGUGAUGUAUAUCCACAUGGGAUGUCAAAAGAAAGAGCAUUGUAAAUAUGGUCAAAUAAUGAGAGAUUGUAUUUGAAGCAAGAUGUAGAGGAAACAUUGGACACAUUGAUUAGUCAUUCAUUGGUAAAAAUAGAUGAAUAUGGAAUCUUGAAAAUGCAUGACCACUUACGAGACAUAGGUUGAAUGAUUGUUGAAACAAAUAAUGCAUAUAAAGACACAAGAAUAUGGAAAAUGAGCAUAGUGCAAACAAACGGAUUCUCAACAAAGGUACUUGACUUAACACAUGUGUCAAUGAGAUGCAUACAACUAGGAAUGAUGAUAAAUAGUUUGCAUGUAGUAUUUGUAGAUAUGAUGUAUCAUUAUUUUGUGAGGUAAUAUAAUAGAAUUUAGAUAAUUAUAAGAUAUUUUGUAUUGAUAUUGAGUUUACAUUGUGAAAUCUAUGAUAUUGUUUAAUUUAUGUCAUAAAAUCUUUGACGAAGAAGCAUUGGAAAAGUUGAAGAAUCUAAUUGUUUUACAAUUGAAGAAUUGUGAGUUCAUAAAAAAAUUUCCAAGUUUAAUAUUCUUAACAAAUACAUUAUUAGAACUUGAUUUAGAAGGUUGUUCGAAUUUAGGAACAUUACAAGAAAGUAUGCAUAAUUCAACAUCAUUAAGGGUCUUGAAUUUGAAAAGAUGUAUAAGAUUAAAGGCACCAGUAAAUUCAAUAGGAAACUUGAUUUAUUUGCAAUGGUUUAGUAUUGAAGGGUAUAAUAGAUUGCCAUCAUUGCCAAAAGAAUUGGACAACCUUAAAGCUUUCACAACAUUAACUAUAAAUAAAUGUCAAAAUUUUAUAUCAUUGCCAAUUGAGUUAGGUUACCUUACAUCUUUGACAACAUUUGAUGCAAGUAGAUGUAUGGACUUGAACUCAUUACCAAAUGAAUUGGGCAACCUUUCAUUGUUGACAAUAUUUGAUAUCAAAUGGUGCUUGAUCUUAAAAUCAUUGCCUAUGGAGUUGGACAACCUUACAACUUUGACAACAUUUGAUAUAAGAUGGUACAAGAACUUAAAAUCAUUACCAAACACAUUGAAAAACCUUACAUCUUUGACAACAUUGAAGAUGAGUGGAUGUUUGAGCUUGACAUUAUUGCCAAAUGCGUUAGGCAACCUUACAUCCUUGAUACGAUUUGAUAUCCAAUAGUGAAAGAAUUUGAUAUCAUUGUCAAAGGAGUUGGGCAACCUUACAUGUUUGACAACUUUUAAGAUGAGUGGGUGUGAGAACUUGACAUCAUUGCCAAAGGAGUUGGGCAACCUUACAUCUUUGACAACAUUUAAGAUAAGUGGGUAUAAGAACUUGACAUCAUUGCCACAAGAAUUAGGCAACCUUACAAUUUUUACAACAUUUAAGAUGAGUGGGUGUGAGAACUUGACAUUAUUACCAAAGGAGUUGGACAACCUUACAUCUUUGAGAACUUAAGCUCUAAGUUAGAAGUAUAUCUUAACAUCAUUGUUAUAGAAAUUGGACAAUCUUACAUCUUUGAGAAUAUUUGAUAUAAGUUUGUGUUUUAGUUUGAUAUCAUUAUUAGAGGAGUUGAGCAACCUUAUCUCUUAGAGAAAGUUUCAUACAAGGUGGUGCAAGAAGUCAUUUUUAGUAAAGAAAUUGAGCAACCUUAGAUCUUUGAUAAUAUUUGAUUUUAGUUGGUACAAUAAGCUAAUAUCAUUAUCAUAGGAGUUGAGCAAGCUUACAUUAUUGGUAUAAUUUGAUGUAAUUAAAUGCCUACAUUUAACAUUGUUGCAAAAGAAUUUGGACAAUCUAUUAGCUUUUAUAAAGUUUCAUAUAA
Molecule: messenger RNA, 4826 nt
Organism: Physcomitrium patens
Lineage: Eukaryota; Viridiplantae; Streptophyta; Bryopsida; Funariales; Funariaceae
Source: RefSeq, a predicted model, not a curated record